Messenger RNA from Scatophagus argus, 1621 nucleotides. It is a transcript of the gene rp9, whose product is annotated as RP9 pre-mRNA splicing factor. The record is from RefSeq and is a predicted model, not a curated record. The coding region runs from base 197 to 874 and encodes 225 amino acids. Gene Ontology annotation, biological process: RNA splicing. NCBI's taxonomy places the organism in Eukaryota, Metazoa, Chordata, Actinopteri, Scatophagidae. The transcript is spliced from 6 exons.
GGCGCUGGACUUUAACUAACUAAUCCGACUGCACAGGAAGUACAGCUGCACCAGUGAGAUGGUUGCUAGUUAGCAGCUGGUUAGCACGUUGGUCGUCGUUUUUAGUGACUAGUUCACAGAAUGUCCUUGAAUGCAGCCUUGUUCAUGAGAUAAUUCGUUUUUUGAGGGAGUGGGGGCGUUUGUCGAUAUCUGGACCAUGUCGGACAGAAAGCGAACAAGAGAGAAGGAGGACAGACGGGACCACAAGAAACACAAGACAUCCAAACAGGAUUUGGAGAAGCUAAAAACACACACAAAAAAACUCAGCAACGAAGUCCAAAAAUUAAAACACGUCGAGACGUUCUAUGAGAAACCACCACCAGGAUUGAUAAAGGAGCAUGAAGACAAACCAGAGGACUGUAUUCCUGCGGAACCAGGAAAUGAAGAGGCCAGGAACUUCCUGGCACACGCCCCCACUAAGGGGCUAUGGAUGCCCCUGGGGAAGGAGGUGAAGGUGAUGCAGUGUUGGAGAUGCAAACGCUACGGCCACAGGACAGGAGAUAAGGAGUGUCCGUUCUUCAUCAAAGGCAACCAGAAACUGGAGCAGUUCAGGGUGGCCCAUGAAGACCCAAUGUACGAUAUCAUUCGGGAAAACAAAAGGAAUGAAAAAGAAACCAGGAUCCAGCAGCUGCAGCAGCUGCUUCAGGACACCACCUCCUCCUCCUCCUCCUCCUCUGAUUCAGGCAGCUCCUCCUCUUCCUCUUCCUCUUCUGACCACCAUCGCAGCAAGAAAAGGAAAAAGAGGAAGGACAAAAAGAAGAAAGACAAGAAGAAGAGAAAAAGGAAACGAAAGCACAAGUCGUCCAAAACCAGUGACAGCUCUGAUUCAGACUGAGAGCUUGGAACAUACUGGUGUACGUACUUGUAUGCUACAUGCUUUAAACAUAGGAAGAGACAGUGAAUGAAGUAGCAGCAAUGGUAGAUCUUACACAGUAGCGAAGUGUGUUCUGCCUCAGUACGAACUGGAGACCUUUGCAAGCCUUUCGUCUGCCGGCUGAAACCCUAAAACUGUAAAUCCACUGUGCAUGACUUCUCCCAGUUGUUUCACUGUCUCCAGGGCGACGGCUUUAAUUUACCUUGUCUCUGUUAGAUGACACAGAUCAGGGUCAUAUGGAACAGCUGCUUGAGCAAGUGUGUGUACGCGUGCCUCGGUGCAAACAUCCGUCAGAAAGCAUUAGCUGCAUGGGUAAUGAAUCUAAAGCAAUGUGAAAUGAGCCCGCUGGUGUAAGAGAUCUUUACUGGCUCUUAUAAGAUAGCAUGUCAGCAAAUGUAGUGUGUUAUUAAGAGAUUGUAUUUUCCACCAUAUUCUUUUUUUUUUCUUAUCCUUGCCAUCUCGCUGCUCUUAAAUACUUUGAUUGUAGAGUGUGUUAAACGCAGAGAGGAGGAAAAAAAUAGUACAGUUCGAAUUUGUCUUCCACACAAGCCCGAAUGUUUGAAUACUUGUGACUGUACAUAAAUAUUUGGAAUUAUUUGAGGUUGGAAUAUCCUUAUUUGCUCUGAAAAAAAAAGCCACAGCGAUGGGGAAAGAAUGUAUGUGAAUGUAUUCCUUUACUCCGAGAAUAAAGAUGGCUCUUUUUCUCCA